Myotis daubentonii (Daubenton's bat) is the source of this 1792-nucleotide messenger RNA. It is a transcript of the gene PNMA8A, whose product is annotated as PNMA family member 8A. NCBI's taxonomy places the organism in Eukaryota, Metazoa, Chordata, Mammalia, Chiroptera, Vespertilionidae. The record is from RefSeq and is a predicted model, not a curated record.
GACGCCGGGGUCUUCUCCGCGCAGCCGCGGGGAUCCGGCCGGGACGUCGCGUGACCCGCGGGGCCAGAGCGAGGACCGACGCCGGCUUCCCCUCCCCUUCCGCUCCGGGCCGCCGCGGGCGGUGGUCUGAGGCGGCGCCCGGCUAGCGGCUUCGUCUCCUGGGCCCUGCGGAGCCAUCGGGGCGGAGAGCCCGGUCCCUGGCGGCGGGCGGCGGGCCAGGCCAGGCGCGGUUUUUGGCGGAUCCCGGGACACGUGGUUCGUUCCCGGGGACCCCAACCGGCGGCGGACUCCUCAUUGCACGCGGGCUUAGAGCUCGCAGGUGGUUGCGACCAUGACGAUGACCCUCUUGGAGGACUGGUGCCGCGGGAUGGACGUGGACAUCCACCGGGCCCUCCUGGUCACGGGCAUCCCGCAGGACUGCGGCCCGGAGGAGAUGGAGGAGACCCUGAGCAGGGCCCUCUCCCCGCUGGGCCCGUACCGCGUGCUCAACAGGAUCUUUGUGAGGGAGGAGAACGCCAAAGCCGCCCUCCUCGAGGUGGGCGAGGGGGUGAGCCUGAGGGCCGUUCCCCGGGAGUUUCCGGGAAGAGGCGGUGCCUGGAGGGUGGUCUGCAGGAACCCCACCCAGGAUGCCGAGUUUUUAAAGAACCUGAACGAGUUCCUGGAUGCCGAGGGGCGCACCUGGGAGGACGUGGUCCGCCUACUCCAUCUCAACGACGCCCCCGCGCCCCGGAACCGGAACCGGAACCCGCCUCCGGGGAACUGGGUAGAAGCUUUGGGGGCGCUCCUGGGGACCGUGAUGCAAGUCAUCGUCCACCUGGACUCAGAGCUCCGCAGCCAGGAGGAAGCCAGGGCCCAGGAGGCCGAGGAGGCCUACGCCCUGGCCAUGGCGGCGUUAGCUGCCGGGAGGAAGGGCCAGAAGGAGCCGGGCAGGGCUGCCAGGGCGUGCUCUGUCCGGACGAGGGGGAACCCAGGCAGCUGGGAUGACGUGGAAGAUGAAGGCGACCCUCCCGAACCUUUGGUUCGUAAGGCUAGAGCCAAGCCUCGCUCCAGGAGAAGGAAGCAGAAGAAAAGCCCCAGGCAGGAGCCAGUGCCCUGGAAGAGACCCAAAGGCCACCAUGCCCGCAGCCCGGCCUCCUCCGAGGGGCCUGAGGCCGAGGAUGGGGACAACGGGGAAGUCCCCGAGUGUCCCAGGGGCAGCAGAACGCCCCGUGUGAAGCAGGCUGCGGCUGGGAAGAAGCCUGCGGAGAAAUGCCCCUGGAGGGCUCCCCGACACGCCCCCCAGGAUGCCGGGGCAGAAGCUGCCUCUGAGCCAGAGCAGGACGAUGGUCCCGUGGAACCGCCAAAGAAGAAGGCCAUGGGCUGGGCCUCGGCAAAGAGCCCGGGCCGCCUGAGGAGGAGGAGGAGGAAGGUGAGCUUGGGCCCCGUCUCUUACGUCCUUGUCGGUGUGGAAGGCACCAAGAAGAAGCCAUCGAUUCCAAAGAAAGGGCCGGGCCUGCGAAGGGGCACGGCAGGCCAGAGGGCCCUUCGGGGCUCACAGCGCGCGGAGUCACCUGCCUCGGCGCCACAGGGUACACAGGCCAAACCGGAAGGCGCUCCAGGUGAGUGUGACCGCGGGAGUCAUUUGGGUUGUGUCUACCAGCAGGUGAGGGGGGAGGAGCAGGAGUGGCAGGUGGGGGCUGAUGAGCCCAAGGAGGACCCCAGCGCGGUGGAGACGGUGGGUGACACACCAGUUGAGGGUUUAGAGGGCAAAAGCCCUGACCUCCCUCCUCGGAGCCUCUGAAGGUCAACAUGG